AUGUCGUUCUGGCCGUGUAACUCGUCGAGUAAUGAAGGCUUGGUCAGUAACUUGAAGCGUACGAAUGUCGUCCGCUCCGACGCGGUGUUCAACGCGAUGGUCAAGACAGACCGUGCCAAGUAUUUGGCACAGAUUGAGACUCCGGAUGGAGGACAUGUGGGGGAAUUGGCAGCGUACCAAGACGUGCCUCACCCUAUCGGCUUCCACCAGACUAUUUCAGCGCCACAUAUGCAUGCCCACGCGAUGGAACUGGGCUAUGCAGCGAUCAAGGACGUACGUCAUCCACGGAUUCUCGACGUUGGGGCUGGUUCGGGGUAUCUAACAGCGUGUCUUGGUCGGAUGGUGGAAGACAAUGGACACGUCUUCGGACUGGAGAUCGUUCCUGGACUCGCGCAGUUCGCUAAGAAGAACAUCCAGACAGCUGACGGAGACUUAGUCGACCGAGGUGUCGUGUCUGUGCGCUGCCACAAUGGGUGGGACGGUCUUCCGAACGAAGCUCCGUUCCACUACAUCCACGUCGGAGCUGCUGCUGAAUCUCCGCCUCAGGCUUUGAUGGACCAACUCGCAGACGGCGGACGCAUGGUGCUGCCUGUGGACGAACCUCGCGGUGGCCAAGUAUUAGUGGAGAUCACAAGACAUGGUACCAACUUCUCACAACGUCGAUUGUUCGGCGUGUGCUACGUGCCACUCGUCCGCGAACGUGAACGCAAGCUCAGCUGA
Phytophthora infestans T30-4 is the source of this 720-nucleotide messenger RNA. RefSeq names its product protein-L-isoaspartate O-methyltransferase, putative. Gene Ontology annotation, cellular component: cytoplasm. Gene Ontology annotation, biological process: protein modification process. Gene Ontology annotation, molecular function: protein-L-isoaspartate (D-aspartate) O-methyltransferase activity. Bases 1 to 720 code for a protein of 239 amino acids. The record is from RefSeq and is a predicted model, not a curated record. The transcript has a single exon. Lineage: Eukaryota; Oomycota; Peronosporomycetes; Peronosporales; Peronosporaceae.